Selaginella moellendorffii is the source of this 1986-nucleotide messenger RNA. RefSeq names its product signal recognition particle receptor subunit alpha. The record is from RefSeq and is a predicted model, not a curated record. The transcript is spliced from 7 exons. The coding region runs from base 28 to 1914 and encodes 628 amino acids. Gene Ontology annotation, biological process: SRP-dependent cotranslational protein targeting to membrane. Gene Ontology annotation, cellular component: endoplasmic reticulum membrane; signal recognition particle receptor complex. NCBI's taxonomy places the organism in Eukaryota, Viridiplantae, Streptophyta, Lycopodiopsida, Selaginellales, Selaginellaceae. Gene Ontology annotation, molecular function: ATP hydrolysis activity; GTPase activity; signal recognition particle binding.
UUUCUAGGGUUCUUGGGCAAGGACAGGAUGUUGGAACAGCUCUUGAUCUUCACGCGCGGCGGCCUCAUCCUGUGGAGCUGCAAGGAGAUCGGCAACGCGCUCAAGGGAUCGCCGAUCGACACGCUGAUCCGGUCGUGCCUGCUCGAGGAGCGCAGCGGCGAUCGAUCCUUCCGCUACGAUGCCCCAGGUGCGUCCUACACGCUCAAGUGGACGUUCCAGAACGAGCUGGGGCUCGUGUUCGUGGCCGUCUACCAGCAAUUCUUGCAGCUCCUCUAUGUUGACGAGCUGCUGGCCAUGGUGAAGCGCGAAUUCUCGGCGGUGUAUUCUCCCCGGAAGGCCUCGUAUCGGGACUUCGAUGAGGUGUAUCGGCAGCUCGAGAAGGAGGCGCUGGCUCGCGGCGAGGCCAACAAGGGACUUAACAAGGCAAACAGGAAGAUCGAGGAUGGAAGCAGCAAGAACACCGAUCUGCGAGGGGGAACUGUGCUUCGCGGGUCGGUCAAGGGAUCGGCAGGGACAAAGGGGCAAAAGGAUGGGAAAGAGGAUGACAGUGCUGCUGAUCACAAGCCUGCCGCUGUUGUGGAGAAGGCUGGCCACGAGAAUGGAGUGACAAAUGGGAAAUUGAGCAGCAGCGAUGAGGAGUCCAAGCCGGUGGAGGUGGCCUUCGAUCGGAGCAAGCUCCAGAAGCUGAAAGCGAAGGGGGGAAAGAAGACCAACGCUGCGAAGAAGGAGAAGGAGGAUCCCAAGAAGAAAGUGAAGCAGGAUAGAAAGCCGUGGGACGCUCCAGCGACUGGGAAGCUGGACUACUCCGAGCCUGUUCGUGACACCAACGACGAGGAGGUUGUGGAGGUUCACGGGAAAAGUUUGGUGGACUACGAGGAGGACGAGGAGUCCGAUGACGAGGAGGCGAAGGACGAGAAGGCUCCUGCCAAGAAAGGAUGGUUUUCGAGCGUUUUCCAGAGCGUCACUGGGAAGGCGGCUCUUGAGAAGGCGGAUUUGGUGCCCGCGAUGAAGGCGCUGAAAGAUCGUCUAAUGACCAAGAAUGUGGCUGAAGAGAUUGCUGAAAAGAUAUGCGAGUCUGUUGCUGCAAGUCUUCUCGGCAAGAAGCUUGGAACGUUUACUCGAGUAUCAUCCGCUGUAAAGGAGGCGAUGGGAGACGCUUUACUGCGAAUACUAACUCCAAAGCGUUCCAUUGACAUCCUGAGAGAUGUAAAGUCGGCAAAGGACGAAGGUCGCCCCUAUGUGAUCGUAUUUGUGGGAGUUAAUGGAGUGGGGAAAUCUACAAGUCUUGCCAAGGUGGCUUAUUGGCUUAAAAGCCACGAACUGAGUGUCUUGAUAGCCGCAUGCGACACAUUUCGUUCGGGAGCUGUGGAGCAGCUCCGUACUCACGCCAAAAGGCUCCAAACUACGCUGUACGAGAAAGGAUACGAAAAAGAUCCAGCAAAUGUGGCCCGGGAGGCAAUCGCCACAGCUGCUAAAACUAAGCACGACGUUGUGCUGGUUGAUACUGCAGGUCGAAUGCAGGAUAACGAGCCUCUUAUGAGGGCCCUUGCGAAUCUGAUCAACGUAAACAAGCCAGAUCUGGUGCUCUUUGUCGGAGAAGCGCUUGUGGGCAACGAGGCUGUGGACCAGCUCUCCAAAUUCAAUCAAGUCGGUGGCUUUUUCUUUUUUCUGGUUUCUUCCUCUGAUGAGAGUUUCCCCUUGCAGACUUUGGCUGAUCUCUCGGCAACGGCGAAGCGAAAGCCGAUUGACGGGAUACUUCUCACCAAGUUCGAUACCAUCGAUGACAAGGUGGGAGCAGCGUUGUCCAUGGUCUAUGUUUCUGGCGCACCGAUCAUGUUUCUUGGAUGCGGUCAGAGUUACCAUGACUUGAGGAGGCUCAAUGUCAAGUCGAUUAUCAAGACUUUGUUGCAGUAGUGAUACUACCCGCAGUGUGCUGGUUGUGGAGGUGUGUUCUUGGUAAUAAAAGACGAGCUUGCUGGUUACUUA